CUCCAUGAAUGCGUCGUGCGUACGUUCAUUGCGCAACAUCCGCGAGCGGUGCAGUCUGGGGGUUCUGCCGCACAGGGCUGGCGAUACUGAUCUCUGAAAUGGAUGUGUUCCUAAUGAUCCGGCGUCAUAAGACGACAAUCUUCACAGAUGCAAAGGAAUCUACCACUGUGUACGAGCUGAAGCGUAUUGUUGAAGGUAUACUUAAGAGACCACCAGAGGACCAGCGGCUCUACAAAGAUGAUCAGUUACUAGAGGACAGUAAAACCCUGGGGGACUGUGGGUUCACCAGUCAGACUGCCAGACCUCAAGCACCAGCUACAGUUGGUCUGGCUUUCCGUGUAAAUGACGAGAUGUUUGAGCAGCUGCACAUCGAGGCCUUCUCCAGCCCCCCAGAACUCCCAGAUGUGAUGAAACCGCAGGACUCUGGUAGCACUGCCAAUGAGCAGGCAGUGCAGUGAUGGCGAGAAGAAACUAGCAGAAGAGGGAAGGAUGGGAGUGGGCGUGUGAGUGGAUUAACUGCAUAGAAGAAGUAGCAGGGUGGUGGCUAUGUAAUAUAAUUUUAUCUGAUUGACGGGGACAUUAAAGGUGAUCAAUCUUAGCCAUGGUAUCAGCAUCCCCUCCCCUCCCUACUAUCAGAUUACUUCACAGAUCUUUUUUUAACACUGGUUUCCACAUCACAUGCAGCCCUGCUCCUUGAAUUUACUCCGAAGCAACAGCCGACUCAAACUCCUGAGUGGGGAUGUUGGUUUGAAAAGAGUGAGUGUGUCUAAGUGUGUGUGUGUCAUUAAUAUCGUUAGCAUUCGGGAACGGUUGGAGGAAUAGUUUUGUGUCACAAGUAACAUGCCUGGGUUAAGAGUUCGGUAUUUGAAUUAGCUAACCGCAUGAACAUUUUCAAAACGAUGGCUAUAUCUCUACAGACACAGACCUGCCACUGACAUGUUUACUUGGUAUGUUUUUGUUGUUGUACAUUUCUAAUUUGAAUUCAUGUCUGGGGGGAGAAAAAAAAUCAUCUUUAAUUUAAUUGUGUUUGAUUUUCUUCUCAGUUUGUUUCAUUUGUUAGUUCUUUGUGUUUCAUGCACUGAGACCAAAGGCGGGAUCCUCGUGGGCAGUUUUUGGUCGGAGCACAUUUUGUCUGUCACAUGAAGUAAACGCGGGAGGAGAACUUGGUUGUGCUCUACUUUAGGUUUGUAAAUGCUCACAUCUUGUCAUCAACGAUAUUGUGCUUCCCCUCCCCCCGCAGUCACAUGACCAUAGCUUGUAAUGUUGAGCUCGCUUGAUUAAAAAUGUUUUUCCUGUGUUGUUUUUAUUUGA
Messenger RNA from Nothobranchius furzeri (turquoise killifish), 1311 nucleotides. Its product is annotated as elongin B. Gene Ontology annotation, biological process: transcription elongation by RNA polymerase II. NCBI's taxonomy places the organism in Eukaryota, Metazoa, Chordata, Actinopteri, Cyprinodontiformes, Nothobranchiidae. The record is from RefSeq and is a predicted model, not a curated record. Gene Ontology annotation, cellular component: elongin complex; VCB complex. Gene Ontology annotation, molecular function: protein binding.